UGCACAAGCUCUGCAAAAUGAAGUUCGACAAUGUACUUUUAGAAAUUGACGGUUUUGGAAAGUUCCAGCUGUGGCUGUUCUUGAUUCAGGUCAUCUCUCGAAUGACUUUACCGUGCCACUUCCUGCUCAAUAACUUUAUGGCAGCUGUUCCAGAUCACCACUGUGACAUCAGCUCUCUGGAGGAUGGAGGGGUCUUCGGGAAUUUAACCUACGAUCAGAAAUUGGCUGUUGGUAUUCCAACGGAGCGGGACGGGACACCGAGGUCCUGUCAGAUGUUUUCAAAACCGCAAUAUCAGUUACUGUCAGGGUCCAACAGUAGUGAGGACACAGUCACUGUCCGGUGUCAAAAUGGAUGGGUGUAUGACAACAGCACCUUCAAGUCUACCCUGGUAACAGAGUGGGAUCUUGUUUGCGAAAGAAAAGGGAUGAAUAAAGCAACAGCCACCAUCUUCUUCAUUGGUGUCAUGAUCGGAGCCCCUCUGUUUGGGCUUCUCAGUGACAGGUUUGGGCGGCGGCCACUUCUGCUGGUGUCUUAUGUGUCAUCGUUGACGUUUGCGGUUCUAAGUGCAUUCUCCACAUCCUAUGUCCUGUUUGUCAUCAUGAGAUUUUUUACGGGGAUGUCGCUUGCAGGAAUAAGUAUCAUCUCUAUUGUUUUAAACAUCGAAUGGUUCAGCAUCGAACACAGGACUUUUUGUGGAAUAAUCAUUAGCUUGGAUUGGACGAUUGGGAACUGGUUUCUGGUUGGAGCGGCAUAUUAUAUAAAUGAGUGGAGGAUGCUCAUUGUGGCUGUGACCUCUCCCCUGAUUCUGUCCAUUAUUGCUUGGAGGUGGGUUCCAGAGUCCGCCAGGUGGCUUAUGGCAAACGGGAAGGUCGACGCUGCCCAUAUGUACAUCAUGAAAUGUGCCGAGAUGAACAAUAGAUCCAAGUGUAUGGCCUCCAUCACACCAGCGACAUUACUGGAAUCUGCAGACACUGAAACCGCAGCUAAGAAGUACACUGUGGUCGAUCUCUUCAGGACACCAAAUAUAAGAAAACUUGCCAUAUGCACAGGCGUUGUGUGGUAUGGAGUUGCAUUUACAUAUUAUGGGAUCAGUCUGAACAUCACCGGGUUCGGACUAAACCCAUACCUCACACAGUUUAUAUUUGCAUCCACGGAGAUGCCAAUGAAGAUCGGAGUGUAUUUCUUUCUCAAAAAAGUCGGUCGAAGGAAAGGUGAAAUGGGAGCGCUGCUCUCCACUGCUCUUUGCCUCUUCAUCAACAUGUUUGUUUCAAAAGAUAAAUGGGUCAGUCGUACUGUUGUGGCAGUUCUUGGAAAGUCACUGUCUGAGGCCUCAUUUACCAUAAUAUUCCUCUACACUACGGAGCUCUAUCCCACUGUCGUACGACAGAACGGUUUAGGCUACACUUCGUUUCUGGCGCGGCUGGGCGUGUCCAUUUCCCCACUCAUCAUGCUAUUGGAAGACGUGUGGCAUCACCUCCCUGCGGUCAUUUACUGCACGAUGGCGGUUGUAAGCGGUUUGGUGGCCUCCCUCCUCCCUGAAACACUAAACGCCCAGCUGCCGGAGUUUAUCGAGGACAUUGAGAAACCGAGCUCCCUGGAUGAUGGAGGUCUUUUCAGAAACUUAUCUCUGGAGGAGAGGCUCACUGUCAGUAUUCCAGUCCAGCAGGAUGGGACUCCACACUCCUGUCAAAUGUUUGCAGAGCCUCAGUAUCACCUGCUGUUUAACUCCUCCAACAUAACCGACCUCCUGGCGGUGCCCUGUCAAAACGGAUGGGUCUACGACAACACCACCUUCAAGUCUACCCUGGCCACGCAGUGGGAUCUGGUUUGUGAUAAGAGGAGAAUGAACAGAGCCAUGGCCACUGUCUUCUUCAUGGGGGUCAUGGCUGGAGCAGCAUUGUUUGGUUAUUUGAGUGACAGGUUUGGAGUGACCUGUGCUUACUAUGGGAUCAGUCUGAAUGUUGCUGGAUUCAGUGCCAACAUUUACCUAACGCAGUUCAUCUACGGUGUGGUAGAAAUUCCAGCAAAAGCAUUCGUCUAUUUCUCUGUGGACAAAAUAGGCCGAAGGUUGAACCAGGCCGCGUUUCUCUUUCUGGCUGGACUGUGCAUAUUCUGCAACAUGUUCAUCCCUCAAGAAAGGGGGAAUUAUCGAACAGCUGUGGAAGCUGUGGGCAAGAUGUUCGCAGAGGCGGCUUUUACAACAGUUUUUCUGUACACAACGGAGCUUUACCCCACAGUAAUGCGGCAAAAUGGAAUGGGUUUCUGCUCCUUCAUGGCCCGUGUAGGUGUGUCUGUGUCCCCCAUGAUCCUGAUUUUGGAAGAAUUGUGGGUCCCACUGCCAAGUAUUAUUUUCGUACUGGUGGCUUUUACUGGAGGACUGUCAGCUACCUUUCUUCCUGAGACGAAAAAUGUCCGUCUGCCAGAGACUAUUGAGGACGUGGAACAUUUCAGAACACAAUCAAACUCCACAUCUGAUGAGUUUCUUCGUUUGUCGCUUUUUCAAAGGAAGACACACAGCACACAGUGGGAGGCCACGAUGAAGUUUGAGGACGUUCUCGCAGAUAUUAACGGAUUUGGGAAGUUUCAGAUAAUGAUCAUAGUGAUCAGCUUCAUUGGCCGCUUCACGCUGCCCUGUCACUUCAUGCUGAACAAUUUCAUAGCGGCCGUUCCCUCUCACCACUGUGACAUCAGCACUCAUCUGGAUGAUAGAUUUAGCAAUUUAUCCCAGGCGGAGAGGCUUAUUGUUAGUGUUCCGUUUCAGCAGGACGGGACUCCGAGCUCCUGUGAGAUGUUUGUGGAGCCUCAGUAUCAUUUGCUUUUUAAUUCCGACAAUGCCAGUGACGUACCUACAGUGCCGUGUCAGAAUGGAUGGGUGUACGACAACACCACCUUCAAGUCUACGCUGACCUCAGAGUGGGACCUGGUGUGUGAUAGUAGAGGGAAAAACAAAGCCACCGCUACAAUCUUCUUUGUUGGAGUUAUGUUUGGAGCCGUGGCCUUUGGGAGUCUCAGUGACAGGUUUGGUAGAAGGAUCAUGCUGCUGGUGUCGUACGUGUCUGCGAUGGUGUUUGGCGUAGCGAGUGUCUUUUCCACGUCCUACGUGAUGUUUGCCGUGUUGAGGUUCUUCACUGGGUUUUGCAUCAAUGGCAUCGUCAUUGUCUCAGCAGUCCUCAGUGUGGAGUGGGUGGACAUUAAGCACAGAAGACUGGUGGGAUUGAUCGAUAGCUUGUCCUGGACGUUUGGGUACACAGUGUUUGCGCUUAUUGGCUACUGUGUGAAUGAAUGGAGGCGGCUGGUUUUCAGUGUCACCUUACCUCUAAUCCUGGGCAUCAUCACCUGGAGGUGGAUGCCGGAGUCGGCUCGGUGGCUCAUUGCCAAUGGAAAGCUGGAUCAGGCGAAAGUGUAUUUGCAGAAAUGUGCCGAGAUGAAUCGAACAAAGGAAUUAUCGCACACACUUAAGGCAGAGACACUAUCCACUAUUGUGUUGACGGACAAAAAAGAACGGAUCUAUACCUACCUUGACUUGAUCCGAACACCCAAGAUGAGACAACUGGCGCUGUGUACUGGUAUAUUAUGGUUUUGUGUAGCAAUUACAUUUUAUGGCAUCAGUUUCAACACCGCAGGCUUUGGGCUCAACAUCUAUCUCACUCAGUUCAUCUAUGCAUCAGUUGAGCUCCCAGCCAAAGUGACAGCUUACUUCUUAUUCGACUACAUAGGCAGGAGGAGUACGCAGAUGGCAGCUCUGCUGCUGGCUGGCACCUGUAUUGGACUUAAUAUUGUGAUACCAAAUGACAUGCCUAUCGCCAGAACGGUGGUAGCAGUCAUUGGAAAGGGGUUUUCAGCAUCAUCCUUUACAACAGUUGUGUUAUACAGCUCUGAGCUGUAUCCCACAGUCGUCAGGCAGAACGGCAUGGGCUACAACUCCUUCAUGGCUCGUUUUGGCGUGGCUGUGGCUCCUUUGGUCCUCUUACUGGAUGAAGUCUGGAAGGAUCUGCCCCAGGCCGUCUUCUGCUGUACGGCUAUACUCGGAGGAGUAGUGGCAAGAACGCUGUCAGAGACACGCAACCGGUGCCUGCCAGAGACCAUAGAGGAUAUCGAGAAGAACAGACAGUAAAGAUGGUGACUGCAAUGAGCACUUAUUCAAUCCGGCUGGGUGUUUUGUUUUUUAAAAAAGCACAAAUAAAAUGCUAAGACAGUC
Mugil cephalus (flathead mullet) is the source of this 4199-nucleotide messenger RNA. RefSeq lists its product as uncharacterized. The record is from RefSeq and is a predicted model, not a curated record. Lineage: Eukaryota; Metazoa; Chordata; Actinopteri; Mugiliformes; Mugilidae. Gene Ontology annotation, molecular function: transmembrane transporter activity. The transcript has 24 exons. Gene Ontology annotation, cellular component: membrane. Bases 18 to 4115 code for a protein of 1365 amino acids. Gene Ontology annotation, biological process: transmembrane transport.